Molecule: messenger RNA, 1665 nt
Organism: Plasmopara halstedii
Lineage: Eukaryota; Oomycota; Peronosporomycetes; Peronosporales; Peronosporaceae
Exons: 1
Coding region: 1-1665 (554 amino acids)
Source: RefSeq, a predicted model, not a curated record
AUGGAACUCGACGCCGGCAGCAAGGCGGGCGAUCGUAGCGUCCGUGAGUUUUACGAUGGUAUUUUCCACUCACCACUCUACACAGAGCACCACCUCGUAUGUUGUAAUGUGGGUUUUCAUCGUAAUGAUACAUCCACAAACUCGAGCGCAGUGGCCAUCGCAACCACUGCUAUCGGAACUGUAGACUUUACCAGCAAAUUUCAUGCGCAGCAUCAAGCAGACAGAUCUCAACUGCAGCUAUAUGACAAGCUAAUGGAUGUCGAUGCGCAGCACAAUAUGCGAAAGAACAAGGUUUUAACUAUACUGGAUAUAGGAUGUGGUGCAGGUGGCGGUCUAUGUGAACUGCAAAUGUUGUAUCCUCACGCUGAUAUCAUGGGUUUAGAUAUAUCAAGUCAAGCAUUAGAACGCAGUAAGGAGGUUUGGGAUCGUUUCACAAAGCAGACGUUAGAGUUUCAAGAACGAAAACUACAGCUUUAUCAUCACUCAUGCGAGAGAAUGAAGGGAUUACUCACUCAAUCGAUAGACGUAGUCGUUGCUGUGCAGAGCUUGCAAGAAGUGCAGAAUUUAACUCAAGCAAUGAAUGAGAUUGCACGUGUACUAAGACCUGGUGGACUUCUGUUUGUUGCGGAUUUCAUUCCAUCUGACGCGGCAUCAGAUCACUUAAAGCAGUCGAUUUUGUCCCCCACUUUGUCUGAAGAUGACCAAGUUUCACUUUUUGAAGUCGUACACGAGCAAUUGAUAUCGUACGAAGCAGCGAUGAGUGCAAAACUUAAUUCUGACAACAUACGACAGUUGAUACAUGAAUUGACACCUCAAAAGUUUCAUGAAGAGCUCGAGACUGUUUUCUUAAUCGAGAACUCACCGCUCUAUGAACAAAUGCGUCAAGACCGAAUGAGCUUUCGCUUGUUGUGUCUACGGAAAACUGGUUUAUAUCAUGAAGAAGAUAUCCAACAAGAGUGGAUUGAUGAGAGCGUGGACUCUUCAUCAGAUGAAGAGAUUCAGGAUGAUGAUAUGCCCAAUUACUACCCAUACCAAGACCUCUUUCCACAACUUGACCGUUUAAAAAAAAAUUUCGAUGUGAUAUUAAAAGAGAUGCAAGCCGUGCAAGAGAUCGCUAAGUGGCCAUUUUGGCCGGAGAAACACUAUAACGAAGGCGAUAGCGAAUGGCGUGUCUUUCCAUUUUGCUACACAUUUCCAGCCUUUGACGCAUCCAAAACGACGUGGGUACCUUCCACAUGCUUGAUGUGUCCACGUACAACAGAGAUCCUUAAAAGCCUACCAAACAUUCGUACUGCAUUGUUUUCGAAGCUUGGUCCUAACAUGACUUUGACUGCACAUCGAGGCUGGGCAGACUUAGCUAACCAUGUUCUUCGAGUCCAUUUUCCUCUUAUAGUACCUACGCUAUUCAACGGCGAUCCAUGCUGUGCUAUGGUGGUAGGUGGAGAGACGUGUUACCAUAGCGAACGUAAAUUUAUAGUGUUCGACGACAGCAAGCUGCACUACGCAUUCAAUCACCAUCCUGAAGCAACGCGAUUAGUUUUGAUUGUUGACUUUUACCGACCAGAUCAUUUGCCUAAAGGUCGUGCUCGUGGAGGUCAUACAGACGAGCUGGAUGAGUUUAUCGAGAAUUUUGGCAAACAGUCGUUGCUUGAUGAUACUGGAUGA